AACAAUUAAUUAGGAUUUGGCACUUUUAUAUUUUGAAAAUUCCAAGGUCAAUUCAAUCGCAAUUAAAUAAUAUUUCAAAAAAUUAUUAUUUCCAAGAAUUUUAAAUGUUGUCGAAACGAUUUUGGAUUACUUUUAUACCUGCAUUACGAGCUGAAUGUUUACAUUCAAGAACAAAGAAGGUAUACCUUGAGCCAAAGGACAUAAACAAUACAUUGAUUGAAAAUCCUGGAAAUAGUAAUAAAAUUCAAUCACUUGCAAUUCGUGUAUUGACCUGUUUAGGCGUAAUUAACUUUAAUGUAUAUUUUGUAAUUUUAAAAGAAAAUUUAUUUUCUUGUUUUUAUUUGAUAUUUGAAUAGUCAAUAGCUUCGGGAGUGCUCGAUUUUUUUUUUAAUUCACGAACGAAAACAAUUUAAGAGUGUUAAAUUGAUUUUUUCUUUUUAGUAAAAUUUUUGUAUCGGGAGUGUUCGAUAUUUUUAAAAUCGCGAUCGCUUAAAAAAGUAUUUUAUUAAUAUUUAAAUGCAUUCUCAAAAUUUUUCGAAUUUUUUUUUAAAUCGCGUGUGUUUUUAGAAGAUCUUGCUGAAAUAAAUUAUACAUCGCUUUCAGACUAAGGUUGCAACACAAGCAUUUAACUACAUCCCUAUAACCAUUAUACCAGUUGUGUGAAAUCCUUUGAAUCUAUCAGAAGCUGAGUCCUGAUGUCUUUUCCACCUGAAGAUGUUGGAAUUAAUUAGUCCCAUGAGAUCGGAAAUUAUCAACAUUGAUAAUGAACAUUUUAAUACGGCAUUGACAUUAAAAUUGGAGAAAGAUGAAAAUAAACAAAUAAUAAUAAAAAAAGAUGAACCAGCUGUGGGUGAAAUUUCUUUGACAACAUUAAAUUCCAGUAGUUGUACAGUUUUGAAAUUAUUACACGUCGAUGACUGUCCUAAAUUAACAUCACAAGAAAUAAUGGCAUUGGUUAACCAUUUCAAGAAUCUUCGUGAUGUGUCCCUUUCAUUUUCACUGAUUAGUGACAAUUUGCUUGAGGCUAUAAGUGAUGAACAUGUUCAAUUAGAAACUUUGCGAAUUGAAGCUCAUUCGGAAACAAAAUCACUUCCCUUUGUCAGCGAUAAAGCGUGGCAAUAUUUUUCCAAUCAUUCACCUAACAUCAAUUUAGUUUUACAAUCAUAUUUAACAGAGGAAAAUGAUUAUAAAUUAAUACUAAAGCCCUGCGUUCCGGUAACACAUCUUUUUUUGGGCGAUAGCACACCGUCAAAUAUAAUUGAUGAUGUAGCAAAUUUUUGUCCUGGUCUCAAAGAAAUUGUUAUUGCUGCUUAUGGUCCUGAUACAAUAGACACGACAUUGUUAUUAAUAGCAAAAAAAUGUACUCGAAUUUCUGCUAUUGGACUUGGUGAUUGUGAAAUUACAUGCAAUGCACUUUUGGAAUUUAUAACAUUAUGCUGUGAACGUUUAAAGACAUUUUAUAUUUGGGAAACAUCAAUUCAGGAAGAUUCAAAAAUGGAUAUUGAAACUGUAUCAGCAAAAAUAUCUUUAUUAUUGGGUCGCACUUGGAAUCCAGAGUCUGUGCCUUUUUGUUAAAACUUUUUUUUUACAUAAACUUUUGAGCCUCGCGGUAAAAAAAUUUUUUUUUCGUUUCAAAAAAAUAUGGCUCAAUCAAGACUGAUAAG
This is a messenger RNA of Leptopilina boulardi, 1664 nucleotides long. RefSeq names its product F-box/LRR-repeat protein 3-like. Gene Ontology annotation, cellular component: SCF ubiquitin ligase complex. The transcript has 6 exons. Bases 715 to 1575 code for a protein of 286 amino acids. The record is from RefSeq and is a predicted model, not a curated record. Lineage: Eukaryota; Metazoa; Arthropoda; Insecta; Hymenoptera; Figitidae. Gene Ontology annotation, biological process: SCF-dependent proteasomal ubiquitin-dependent protein catabolic process; positive regulation of protein ubiquitination.